GUGGCCUCAGCCGCUCGCCCCGCCCCCACCGGGUAGGCACCUGCGCACAAGAAUGUUAUUGUGCGAUGCCGGCAGGCCAGGUUCGGUGCUGCGCGUGUCUCUGCUAGAGUUUUAUCUUUUUCUCCAAAUACACAGAAAGAGGAAAGAGCAACAUUUUUAAGAGGACGCCAGUCUUCACCCCUUUACUCCCAAAGGUACAUAUAAACAGUGGUUUUUCAGGUUGAAGUUCUCUGAGAGAAAAGGAGCUGCCGAGAGAGGGAAGAGAGGAAAGGUAGUUUGCAGGGCCACCUUCCACUUCCCCGUUGCCUAGUAACUGUUUCCAGGGCAGUCGCGCCGUCAACAACGCUAAGUGAUCCCAAGAGUAAUAGAAGAGAGAUUUUAUUUUCUUCCCAAGAGAGGACAGCUAAGAAGACGUCAAAGGGGAAUUGUGUGAAAGAGAGAAGCCUUAGUUCCUUGAGAAGGCAAGAGAGUAGGAGAGGAAAGGGGAAGCGAUGAAGAAAGGGAUGGAGAUAUUGUUAUAAUGAGGAAAAAAGCUGAGUAGUUUUAAGGACUCAUUUGGUGGCCAUGGAUCCAACGUGCUCUUCUGAGAGCAUUUAUAACCUCAUACCCAGUGACUGGAAGGAACAUCCCCCGCCUCCUAGGUAUGUAUCCAUUUUUAAGGCAGCUGUAAAAGAUGAGAAGCAAAAAUUUAAAACUGCAAUGAAAACUAUGGGACCAGCAAAACUUGAAGUACCUUCUCCAAAGGAUUUCCUGAAGAAACAUUCAAAGGAAAAAACUCUACCACCAAAAAAAAAGUUUGAACGGAAUGAGCCCAAAAAGCCUCCUGUGCCAUUGAGGACGGACCAUCCAGUCAUGGGAAUACAGAGUGAAAAAAAAUUUAUAAAUACAAAUGCAGCCGAUGUCAUUAUGGGAGUGGCUAAAAAACCUAAGCCAAUUUAUGUUGACAAAAGAACUGGAGACAAGCAUGACCUUGAAACUUCAGGACUAGUUCCAAAGUACAUCAAUAAAAAGGGUUAUGGUGUCACGCCUGAUUACAUACGUAAGCGAAAUGAAGAAGUGAAGAAAGCCCAGGAAGAAUAUGAUAACUAUAUCCAGGAAAACCUCAGGGAAGCAGCUAUGAAAAGGCUAUCUGAUGAAGAAAGGGAGGCAGUUCUGCAGGGGCUGAAAAAGAACUGGGAAGAAGUACAUAAGAAGUUUCAGUCCCUCUCGGUCUUCAUCGACUCCAUACCAAAGAAGAUUCGCAAGCAGAAGCUGGAAGAAGAGAUGAAGCAGCUGGAACAUGACAUUGGUGUCCUCGAAAAGCACAAAAUUAUUUAUAUUGCUAAUAAGUAAUGGUGGAUUUUAAAAAAUAUAAUCAUUUUAACAUAGAAAAAAACCCACGGAAAACAUAGAAAUUAAAUCAUAAGUUUUUUUCAAAGAGUAAAAUACUAUGAAGAGUAUAAAAAUAGUCUUUACCAAAACGCUUAGGCAAUGUUUAAAGAAUAAUUGUAUUAUUUACUUACAUAGAGAAAAAAAAUAUUUUUUUUCACCAGCGUCAGGGUUUCCAUGUAUAACCUGAUUAAAAUUUGAUGUUAGGUUUUCCAGUUUGAUAGCAUAAUUCAUUAUUAUUAUGUACUAGUUUCAGAUAAACAUUCAUUUCUGGGCCCUGAAAAAUAAAGUCAACACUCAGAACUUCACAUUUUUUUCUACACUGCGUAAUACAAGGAAUACAAGGUUAAAAACUGUAAAGUAUUUUGAAUUGGAAAUAGUGGUGUAAGCCUUUUUAGUUCUCUGAAGUAUUUUCUACAUAUUAUUCCAGAGAUCCAAAAAUUACAUAUAUUUUCUGGUAGCCUAUGUCAUAUGCAGCUAUUCACAGCUAUAAAUAUUUUCAAUAUCCAUAAUGUUAUAUAUAGGCCGAGAGGUUUACAUUUGGAGGAAGAAAAAUUAAGAAGAUAACAUAAAAUCAAGGAGACAACUUAUAAAUUGUGUCACUAAGGAUUGUUGAAGAGAAUAGCCUUCUUCCUGACAUCCAACUUUUAAAAACUGCUGUUCUAUGUGCUUUAUUCCAUAAUUUACUAUGUGUAUUUCACUAAAAUGGAUAUUACUUUUUCUUUUUGGCUUUCUCUAUUUUGUGAAUUCUAAUGUUUCUAUUUGUAAGGUUACAUAAUUUAUUAAGCAAUAAGUUUAUGUAAGUAGAGCUGUCUUCAACUCAAAAUAAAUGAGCCUAUAAAUGUCCAAGAAGAAGAAGAUUCUUUUAUGAAAUUUUAAAUUAGAGAAAUUUGGUAAAAUAUAUGAAAC
This is a messenger RNA of Lagenorhynchus albirostris (white-beaked dolphin), 2277 nucleotides long. RefSeq names its product enkurin, TRPC channel interacting protein (gene ENKUR). Lineage: Eukaryota; Metazoa; Chordata; Mammalia; Artiodactyla; Delphinidae. Gene Ontology annotation, cellular component: acrosomal vesicle. Gene Ontology annotation, molecular function: calmodulin binding. The coding region runs from base 565 to 1332 and encodes 255 amino acids. The transcript has 5 exons. The record is from RefSeq and is a predicted model, not a curated record.